AUGUUGUUUUAUCUUAUUGGGACUACAACACCACCCUCGCAUCGCACUCCAGUUGACAUGGUAGACAAGAUCCCAGUAGAAACAAUUGCCCGUAUUUUGCAAAUAUCUUCUUUUCAGCAUGACUCCACAAAGAUUACUGCAGAAACUUUAAUGAUGUUGCAAGAUUACAUGGAAAUUUUAGUGCGAGAAGCUGUUCUUAGGUCGAUUGCUAACAAAGAGGAAGCAGAACAGGAGGGUCUAAACCGAAAUAUGCAACACGCCCGUCUCAAACACGAAAAUGAGGGAAUGCUACUGACCCAUCGGGAUUUAGAAAGAAUCGCAGGCCUGCUGCUACUUGAUAUGUAA
Zygotorulaspora mrakii is the source of this 345-nucleotide messenger RNA. It is a transcript of the gene MHF2, whose product is annotated as Mhf2p. Gene Ontology annotation, molecular function: protein heterodimerization activity. Gene Ontology annotation, cellular component: FANCM-MHF complex; Fanconi anaemia nuclear complex. The coding region runs from base 1 to 345 and encodes 114 amino acids. The record is from RefSeq and is a predicted model, not a curated record. Lineage: Eukaryota; Fungi; Ascomycota; Saccharomycetes; Saccharomycetales; Saccharomycetaceae. The transcript has a single exon. Gene Ontology annotation, biological process: replication fork processing; kinetochore assembly; DNA repair.